UGCCCGAAAGGUAUGAUUACACAGAAACACGGAAGAAGAUUUUAGUAGACAGAAAUACGAUCAAACUGGGCAAUGGCGAUGCGCUCGUUCAUCGCCGGUCUCAGACGGAAAUGCGGACAUAGUCCUCCGUCUCAGAUGCUCUUAUUGGAGGAAACAAGGCUCUCGAGGUCGCUCUCCUCGGGUCCAUUGAGAAGUGAACCGCUCGAAGAAUCUCCAUCUCCAGUAGAAGAUCUGAAGAGCAGGAUCUUCAGACUCAGACUUCCAAAAAGGAGCGCGACGACCGCGAUUCAGAAAUGGGUCAGCGAAGGCAACACAAUUACCCUUUCCGAGCUUAGACAGAUUUCCAGAGAGCUCAGGAAAUCUCAGCGGUAUAAGCACGCUCUCGAGAUAUCAGAGUGGAUGGUUACUCAUCAAGAAUUCGAGUUAUCAGACUCUGAUUAUGCAGUUCGAAUUGACUUGAUGACCAAAGUUUUCGGUAUUGAUGCUGCUGAGCGCUACUUUGAAGGGCUCCCUCCAAAUAUACUUACAUGGAUGGGAGCUCAGGACAUUUUCCAGAUGUCAGGAACUGAUCAUGCACUCAGAUUGGAGUUGACCAUCAAAGUCCAUGGUGUAGCAGAGGCUGAGGAAUAUUUUGAGAAUAUACUUAACACUAACUCAAAGAAGGCUGCAUGUUUCUCCCUUCUUCAUUGUUACGUAAAAGAAAGAGCUACCAAGAAAGCUGAGGCUCUUAUGUUGAAAAUACAAGAGUUAGGAUUGGCUGUGAACCCUCAUUUAUUCAAUGAAAUGAUGAAGCUUUAUAUGGCUACUCGUCUGUUUGAGAAUGUACCAUCCGUGAUCCAACAGAUGAAAGAAAAUAAAAUACCACUAAAUGUUCUCUCGUACAACCUUUGGAUGAAUGCAUGUGCCCAGCUAUCAGGCGUUACAUCUGCAGAGAUGGUGUACAAGGAAAUGAUGAAUGACAAGAAUGUGGAAGUGGGUUGGAGUAGUCACUGUACGUUAGCCAACAUAUAUAUAAGAUCGGGCCUUGUUGACAAUGCCAUUGUGGCACUCAGAGCUGCUGAACAGAAGCUCUCAACCCAAAAGCGGCUUGGUUAUUUCUUCCUAAUUACACAGUAUUCUGCUUUGAACAACAAAGAAGAAGUACUUCGGCUCUGGGAAGCCAGCAAAUCAGUGGCAGGGAAAAUUACUUGUGCAAACUAUAUGUGCAUAUUACUGUGUCUGGUGAAAGUUGGUGGUAUUGAAGAAGCUGAGAAAGUCUUUAGGGUUUGGGAAUCUCAGUGUGUGAAGUAUGAUAUUAGAGUCUCAAAUGUCCUUCUAGGUGCUUACAUGAGGAAUGGAUGGAUGGACAAAGCUGAGUCGUUACAUCUCCAUACCUUGAAGAAAGGUGGGUAUCCAAAUUACAAGACUUGGGAGAUUCUCAUGGAGGGAUGGUUGAAAAGCCAGGAGAUGGAUAAAGCCGUGGAAGCCAUGAAGAAAGGUUUUGCUAUGUUGAAACACUGUGACUGGCGGCCAUCACCUAAAAUUAUAAUGUCCAUCUCUGAGUACUUUGUGAGGCAUGGGGACUUUGAGAAUGCAAAGAAAUAUGUUAAGGUCAUCCGUCAAUUAGGUCUCAUGAGUCUGCAAUUGUACAAAUCAUUGCUCAGGAUGCACAUUCAUGCUGGGAGACCAGCUCUAGACAUCCUAAAAAUGAUGGAGAAAGAUAAAAUCGACAUGGAUGAGGAAGUUUAUUCACUGGUUGAGUGUGUAAGCAAGUAGGUUGCUGUUGAAAUCUAAAGAGACUAGGGGAAAAUGGUUACUGCAAUUUAAUAGACCUAGAAAGCAAGUUUCAAAUUUCUCUUAUUCUGAAUUAGAUGUUUGGUUUAGGGAACGAACGGUGACAGGGUUUCUGAUGAGCCUCAAGUUGUUGACAUCACAGAUUCUGUCUGUUGGAUUCCAAAUCUGCAUCCAUGACGAAAUCCAGUUGGCGUACUGAAAAAAACAUUAGAUGAAGGGUACUAUGUUCAUGUAUUGCCCAAUGCAUGUGCCAUAAAUAUGAAUGGUGCAACAGCUGAAUCAUAUACUUGAUCAGCAAUUGUCACCAGCUUGAGUGACUGACCUGCCCUUCAACCAUCAAAUGUCAGCUUUUGGAUUGGACUAUUUAAGGCCCUUGCGUUUCUAUUAUGAGUAGUCUCAGUGAAUAAAGAAAGAUUGUGCA
Nelumbo nucifera (sacred lotus) is the source of this 2194-nucleotide messenger RNA. RefSeq names its product Tetratricopeptide repeat (TPR)-like superfamily protein. Lineage: Eukaryota; Viridiplantae; Streptophyta; Magnoliopsida; Proteales; Nelumbonaceae. Gene Ontology annotation, cellular component: mitochondrion. The record is from RefSeq and is a predicted model, not a curated record. Gene Ontology annotation, molecular function: protein binding.